AUGACAAGCUUCUCACUGAACUCCAAAGUUCAAGCUUAUCACCCCUUCCAUUCUCUCCGACCGUAUGAGGCUGCCAGAUUGUGCACCGCUGCUCUCUCACCUCCAAGAGAAACUUCUUCCGGUUCAGAAAAUUCUCCCCUUCCUCCGGAGCCACCGGAUCCGCCGGGUGCAAGGGUACUGUCCCCUCCACCGUUCUCUGCUGAAAUGAACCCCAAUCACCACUUGCCGCCGUCUGCUACUGUAUCUCUUAUCCCUGAGAUGAGAUCUAGCUUCUCCUGCCUCACUCGCUCAAAUCUGUUGUGCUUCCCAUCCGAUACAGCAAGGCUCACUGUUCUAAACAUCUUCUCUGUUUGCUUAAUUGUGUUGUGCCUUAGCUCCUGUUCAGCCUCUUUGAUGCCUCUCACCAACAUCGCUGCAAACCGGAACCAUCUCAUCGACCCGUUUGUCUCUGUUCGACAUAGCAUCACCACUGUCAUACUUUUCCCACCACCAUCUCUCUUCACUGUCGUGCUUCCAUUAGCCAAACUCAUCCAUCUCUCCGAUGUUUUUCCCGGAGGUGAUUUGCAACAGUGCAAUCUCGGAGCUCUGCUCAACCUAUGGGCUUGGCCCAUCAUUUCCCGCUCAAGCUUCACCAUUUUCAUGCAUUUGUGUAGCGGAGGAUACGUUUUCAUGCGAUUCAAUGUCACAUUUACCGGAUCAUCAUCUGCCAGGUUAUCAUCGGAUUUUGCCGACCUGGUUUCAGGAGUACCGCCAACUUACCGUCGUAUCUCUAAACCUACAUCAACAGUUCUCGAGUACCGCCAACCUACCGGCGCAUCUCUGAACUUGCAUCUCUCCUUAAUGGAGAUUGAUUCUAAACGCUCAAUAGUCUUAACGACGUCACAAGCUAUUCCUCUUGUUCGCUUGUUUUCAACAGAACAAGAACUCCGGAUUGUUUUCAAAACGAUCUUAGAAGCUCUUUUGAAGAAGCUUCCAGUUUUCAUCUUUGAUCUAAACUGUCUAACCUAUCCUGGUAUUGCUUUGUAUUUCAUUUCUGCAUCAAGCUGCUUCUACUCCUUGGCAAAGAGCUAUUCAGGCAAGACGAUGGUGAUAUACACCAUGGAAGAUCUGCUUAAAGUUUUGGCAGAAACGCUGGGAAGAGGAACCUUGGGGAGCACGUACAAGGCUGUGAUGGAGUCUAUGUGGCUUGUUGAAGUGUUGAUCUACGACACCUAUGUGGCUUUUAAGUAG
Molecule: messenger RNA, 1230 nt
Organism: Microthlaspi erraticum
Lineage: Eukaryota; Viridiplantae; Streptophyta; Magnoliopsida; Brassicales; Brassicaceae
Source: the annotation of a GenBank genome assembly